GCUCAGUUGGUUGAGCGUCCGACUUCGGCUCAGGUCAUGAUCUCAGGGUUCGUGAGUUCGAGCCCCACGUUGAGCUCGCUGCUGUCAGCCUGUCAACACGGAGCGCGCUACACUACGGACCCUCUGCCCCCUCUCUCUGCCCCUCCCCAGCUUGCGCUCUCCCCCAAAAUAGGUCAAUAUUUAAAAAAAAAAAAAAAGUGGCCCCUGCUCACUUUUACUUAUUUACCAGCUGUCCAUGUUUUAGGUAUAAGCACAGUUAUCAAUGUCACGGUUUCAUUGGAUUUAGGAUUCUUAAAUUGAUGGUAACUAGAAAACUUUUUAAGAUACAGUAAAAAAAAAAAAAAACCUCUACAGAGGCCAGGAGAAUAACCUUGACUCAAGCAUGACACUUCCUCAAGUUGCUAGGCGUGGGGAAUAAGCUUAGGAAUUCCCUGAGCCUGCACGGAUGGGUUAACAAGGCCUAAAGAAAUAGCCACAGGAUGAACACACCCAAGCUUGGGUAAAAAAGGUCAGGUAAAUGGGGCAAAGGCCCCCAGAAUGGGACAAAAGUAUAGGGAUAGGAAAUCGCAGGAUGAAAGCAUCCAAAAAUAGUAAACGAGAUUAGGUGUUCAGGGGGGAAAUGCCCCCCAACUUAGUACAACAGCAGAAAGUUGCUUUCACAGGAAGGAAGGACCAACUUAGGUGAACAGGUAAACAGAGCUAUAGACCUCGUGAGGCGUGGUUGCCCAGAGAGGAGCUAAUUAGCAAAAGAAAGGUGCCUUGUUGACCCUGACGUGGCUUGCUUGGUCUUUCUCAUCCCCUAGGCCAGUUUAGGUAAACAGAGGUGGGGCCUCACGUCUGCUGUAAACAACCUUCCACCCAGUGUCAGGAGUCUGUUUUGUAUUGACCCAAACCCCUAACAGCGCAUGUCUUCAACACCCCCUUUCCCUCCUGCCCAUGAGUUAAUGUUCACGGUUUCAUUGUCUCUUGGUACACGCCCAUCACGCUUGUAAGCCUUCUGACCCCAAUAAAAACGGAGCAAGGACCCUUACUUGGGGCUCCUGUCUCCUCCCGGACAUUAGCCUCUCGUAUUUUAAUCCCACGAGAGGGAACUCCAGAUCCAGAGUAUACGACAGCUGGGUAAGCCUUAGGAGACGAUCACAAUUUUUUUUCUGGCAGGGAGGGUUCUGGACGGCACAGCCAUCGUAACCGCGGCCUCGGUAAGGGCCGCGUGUUUACUGUUCCCCUCUCGGUUCCAGCAGCGCCCCGCCCCCGGCGACCACCGCGCGCUGAGCCAAGUCAGACUGCGAAGGCGGGCUCGCUCGGCUCAAUUUUGAGACGGCGUCUGCCGGGCGCCCUGGCUGGAACAGCGAUGGUGAUCUGGGGGCGAGUUCGGCCUGCAGGCCAAUCGUAGGGGCCUCUCUCCUGGCAACGGUCACACUUGGGUUGAUAGCAGAGAUGCUUUCUGUGCGCUUCCCUUGCGUCACAGACAACAUUAACGCGUCGACGCAGACGUCGACAUUUCGUAAUUGUUUACGGCUUCCUCAUCUUUCUUCACCUCUCGAGAGAUGCGGGGCUUCACGUCUGGCCGGCUUUCCUGCACGUGUGUCCGAGCAGCCACGGCGGCAGGUGGCACGGGAGUGUCGCACGAGCGCCAGCAGCUGCCCCGGCGCGGCCUCUGCCCCCUCACCGCGCUGCUCGGCACAGGGAGGGCCCGCCGCGUCUUGGCUCCCGGGGAUGUGUUUCCACGCCGCAGCCCCUCAGCUUCGUGGCUCCGGGGACAGGCGCGCAACGUGCAAAGCGAACGAAACAGAACAAAGGCUUCAGCAAAACAACGUGGUCGCUACCAACUUACAUUCGGGAGAACCCGUCACCGAACAGAGCAGGGCUGCCUCACCGACAUCCACCGAGCGGAGAAUCUCCGAAGAAUCACGCGCCCUGGCUCACGUGGCGCAGUCAUGCUGUCCGCACGGAGAGGAGACUGGCCUUCAGCAGACCUCCGUGGCUGGGGACCCCGCUCAGGCGGCCGGACAGAACGCCACCGGCUGGGGGCUCCACCGUUGACUUCUCAUGAUCCCAGAGGCCACGUCCAAGAUCAAGGUUAAAGCAGGAUUUGUACGUCAAGGAGACUCUCUGCGGAGGUGCUGGAUGCUUAGUUCGGACACCUGCUGUGGCGGAGCGGCAGGAGUCCGACCGACCCGCCACAGAGAACAGGCUGUUCCCGAGCAGCUCUCCCGUCCC
This is a messenger RNA of Felis catus (domestic cat), 2220 nucleotides long. RefSeq lists its product as uncharacterized. Lineage: Eukaryota; Metazoa; Chordata; Mammalia; Carnivora; Felidae. The record is from RefSeq and is a predicted model, not a curated record. The transcript has 4 exons. The coding region runs from base 1548 to 2084 and encodes 178 amino acids.